This is a messenger RNA of Physella acuta, 1964 nucleotides long. Its product is annotated as protein farnesyltransferase subunit beta. The record is from RefSeq and is a predicted model, not a curated record. Gene Ontology annotation, cellular component: protein farnesyltransferase complex. Lineage: Eukaryota; Metazoa; Mollusca; Gastropoda; Physidae. Gene Ontology annotation, molecular function: protein farnesyltransferase activity. Gene Ontology annotation, biological process: protein farnesylation.
ACGCUAUCAUCUUUGAUGAAAGGCUGCUUUGGUGUGUUUGUAUUGUAUACUACUCUGUGUACUGUAGAGUAUACUGACAGAAGUUUGUAGGAUUGUAGGUAGUUUAACUAAUAUUAAUAGGUCUACAAGAAAUUUUCUAAGUUACCUACAGAACCUAGUCUGCAGUUACUUACUUAUCAGUCAUAAAUGGCAGAUCCAUCAAGAUUUCGUUGCCUGUCGCCACAAUUUGAAAGCCGUCGAUUUAAUGAUGAAACUCUUUCAACAAAAACUUCAAUGGAACAGAAACAAGUUGAGGAAAUUGUUAUGAAAUGCUACAAGACUUUUAAGACAUCUUUAGAUAUUUAUCCAGAUGUGCCUUUCUUAGAGAGAGAGAAUCAUGUGGAGUUUCUUACCAAAGGUCUACAGCUUCUGUCAUCUUCUUAUGAGUGUUUAGAUUCAAGCCGCCCAUGGCUAUGUUAUUGGAUUUUACACAGUCUGGAAUUACUUGAUGUUCCUUUGCCUGAGGAUAGGGCUCUGGCGAUUGCCAAAUUUCUUGGAAAGUGUCAGCACCCAGAUGGUGGAUUUGGAGGGGGCCCCAUGCAGUUUCCUCAUCUGGCACCAACAUAUGCUGCUGUUAAUGCUCUGUGCAUUCUUGCCAACAUCACUGAGAAAGUGUUUGAUGUACUAAAUAGAGAUACUUUAUAUAAAUUUUUAAUGAAAAUGAAAACUGAGGAAGGUGCUUUUAAAAUGCAUGAAGGAGGAGAAGUAGAUAUCAGGGGAGUGUACUGUGCUCUCAGUGUUGCACGGCUGACCAAUUUAAUGACACAGGAACUAACAUCUGGUACUGCUGAAUUUAUUACUAGAUGUCAAACUUAUGAAGGGGGCUUUGCUGGCUAUCCUGGAUUAGAAGCACAUGGUGGUUACACAUUCUGUGGGGUGGCAGCACUUGUUCUUCUGGGACACACAGAAAGAUGUGAUCUAAGGUCCCUUUUGCGUUGGACAGCAAACAGGCAAACUCAAUUUGAAGGUGGCUUUCAGGGACGUACAAAUAAAUUAGUGGAUGGAUGUUAUUCUUUCUGGCAGGGAGCAACUUUCCCCAUCAUUCACAUGAUCAUGUGCACAGAUGAUGAUGAUCAGAAUCUUAGUGCUGAGAGAUGGAUGUUCCACCAAGAAGCUCUACAGGAGUAUAUUCUUAUCUGUUGUCAACAUCCUCAUGGAGGGCUCAUAGACAAGCCAGGAAAGGCAAGAGACCACUAUCACACGUGUUAUUGUUUGAGUGGCCUAUCAGUGGCCCAGCAUUUCAUUGGAGGAUCUUUGAAUAACGAUGUUGUCAUUGGCAAUCCACACAAUAAACUUCGACCUGUUCAGCCAGUUUACAACCUGAGUCUAGAUUCUGUUAUGAUGGCUCAAAAAUACUUUGGCAAUUUAAAAUCUUCAACUGCUAUGCAUGGCAAUUCAUAAUUUAAAAUGUACAUUUAUGAAAUAGGGAACAUGCUUGAAACAAAAAAGUCUGUGAAAGUUGAAAGAUUUUGCUGAUUAUGGUCCUGCACUUUUUUAAAAAAUGUCAAAUUUUGUACCUAUUUGGAUCCAGAUUUUUAUCUUUUUCUAAUCUAUCAUAUUGAAGACCAUUAUUGGUAAACUUAUUUUUUUUUAGAAUUGUAGGCAGUUAGUUAAUGCACUUUGUUGUCUUUAAGGACAAUUUAUAUUGCAAUUGUACUAGUAAAGAUGUCUCCUACUCCGGUUCUGAUAAGUUGUUUUAUCCCCUGCUCAUCAUAAUGUUAUCAUUCUCGGUCUGUACAAGAAAAUCACCAGCAGUAUUAAAUUUUAUCUGAUACAACUUUUCAGCAAAUUAGUUACCAUCUAUAUGUUGCACCAAUUUCAUAAAAUUAUUUCUAACUGAAUUUUUAUGGGCUUAUAUUUGUAACCAUUUAUAAAAUAUCCAGCUUUUAUUCAUUUGUUGUGUACAAUAAACAUCUUGAAAAAUC